AUGGAUACCCCAAAUGUGAGAGAUGAUGAGGUAGUGAUUGAUAAUCAUGGUGUAGUGCUGGGGAAUGAUGAUGAUGAUGUGGUUUUAGAGCCAACGCCUGGAAAUGAUGAUGAUGGGGUUUUAGAGCCAACGUCGGGGAGGCUUUUUAAAACUGAGAAAGAAUUCAUUUACUACUACAAGCAAUAUGGGAGACAUACUGGAUUCAGCAUAAUGACCCAAAUAAGUAAAAGGGAAGAUGAUGAGAGUGUUAGAUAUGUAACACUUGGUUGUACUCGUGGUGGUAAGGCAAUGAAACAUAUUACCAACAUUUCUAAACCACGCCUGACAACAAAGAUUGAUUGUAAGGCGAGAAUUAAUGUAGUUUUGGUUGAUAGUGUCAUAUUUAUAGCUACUAUACAGUUAGAUAUUAACGACAAGGCAGACAUAUGUAUGACCAAAAGUUUUAACGCAUUGGUUGUCGAUGCUGGUGGUUUUGAGAAACUUCCAGUUAUUGAAAAAGAUGCAAGGAAUUAUAUAGAUAAGGCUCGACACCUUAGACUUGGCAAAGGAGGUGCUGAUGCACUUCGUGGUUAUUUUGAGAGGAUGCAGUAUAAGAAUGAUGAGUUUUACUCAUCGAUGGAUUUGGAUGAUGAUGAUCGAUUAAAAAAUGUUUUUUGGGCUGAUGCACGUAGCAGAGCAGCAUAUGAGUAUUUUGGGGAUAUUGUGACAUUUGAUACAAUAUACCUAACAAAUAGAUAUGGCAUGUCAUUUGCUCCAUUUGUCGGUGUAAACCACCAUGGACAGUCAAUACUUUUGGGAGCAGGCUUGAUAUCAAGUGAAAAUACUGAAAUAUUUAUUUGGUUAUUUGACACUUGUUUGAAAUGUAUGGAUGGGAGGGUGCAAAAGCUAUCAUCACUGAUCAAGUCAGGGUCAUGA
Messenger RNA from Juglans regia (Persian walnut), 915 nucleotides. RefSeq names its product protein FAR-RED IMPAIRED RESPONSE 1-like. NCBI's taxonomy places the organism in Eukaryota, Viridiplantae, Streptophyta, Magnoliopsida, Fagales, Juglandaceae. Bases 1 to 915 code for a protein of 304 amino acids. The transcript has 2 exons. The record is from RefSeq and is a predicted model, not a curated record.